AUUUCAUUGAGUAGCCCGUUCAUGUAAAAUCUAAGCCUGAAUCAAAUUCCGUUACAUCAGCGAUAGUUGUGAACAAUUUUUUUUUAUUUUGGACUAUAUUGUUUUAUACGGCUGCAAGCAUGCUCAAAGUACCUCAGAGGAACAAGCUGCCGUCACUGACGCCGCGUCCGAUCAAAAUCGAACGGCCGACACCCAGAAAAAAGCUGAACUUCAUUAAGCCGGCGUACGUAAUGCCAAAGAAACCAACCAGAUCGGAGGAAAUCGCCAAUAUGACUGCCGAAUUGAAUGAGCGCUUGAUUACACUGCAAGCCCGCGUCGCUGAGUGGAAGGCCCUCAGAGAGAAUAAGAAUGAAUAGAGCUUGUUGAUAUAUAUAUAUAUAUUGUUUUUAGCC
Drosophila navojoa is the source of this 392-nucleotide messenger RNA. RefSeq lists its product as uncharacterized. The record is from RefSeq and is a predicted model, not a curated record. Lineage: Eukaryota; Metazoa; Arthropoda; Insecta; Diptera; Drosophilidae.